AGUUUCCGUUUCACAUUCCAUCACCAUCACCGUUACAAUAUAUUCACAAUAACCUCUUCACGUUCACCUUCAUCAAUUCACCAUCAUGGCUCAUCUUUCUCUUGCCAUCGUUCUUUCUCUCUCUUUUUUGUCUCUUGCAUGUUCCCUAGACAUGUCCAUCAUUGAUUACGAUGCAAAACUUGAGGCUGCGAAGACAGAUGCUCACCUCAUGAAAGUUUAUGAAUCGUGGUUGGUGAAACAUGGUAAGGUUUAUAAUGCUUUGGGUGAGAAAGAAAGUAGAUUUGAAAUCUUUAAAGAUAACCUGCGGUUCGUCGAAAGUCAUAACAGUUUGGAGGGUCAAACGUAUAAGUUGGGUCUCACGAAGUUUGCUGAUCUCACCAAUGAGGAAUACCGUUCCAUGGUAUUGGGUACAAAAAGUAGAAAAUCCAAAGGGUUGUUAUCUGGGGCGAAGAAGAGUACCCGUUAUGCUUUUCGUGAUAGCGAUGAAUUGCCGGAAUCUGUUGAUUGGAGGGAGAAAGGUGCUGUUAAUCAGGUCAAAGAUCAAGGCCAAUGUGGGAGUUGUUGGGCAUUCUCAACCGUUGGUGCGGUGGAAGGGAUCAACCAAAUUGUAACUGGUGAACUCAUAUCUUUAUCUGAACAAGAAUUGGUGGAUUGUGAUAAAGGUUAUAACAUGGGGUGCAAUGGUGGUAUCAUGGAUAAUGCUUUUGAAUUUAUAAUACAAAAUGGUGGCAUUGAUACCGAAGAGGAUUAUCCUUACCGCGCUAAGGACAAUACUUGUGAUAUCAACAGGAAAAAUGCUCGAGUGGUAUCUAUUGAUGGAUAUGAAGAUGUGCCUGAAAAUGAUGAGAAAGCUUUGAAGAAGGCUGCUGCACAUCAACCUAUUAGUGUUGCCAUUGAAGCGGGUGGCAGGGCAUUUCAGCUUUACCAAUCUGGUGUUUUUACUGGCCUAUGUGGAACAGAUCUUGAUCAUGGUGUUGUGUUGGUUGGAUACGGAACCGAAAACGGUACUGAUUAUUGGAUUGUGAGGAACUCAUGGGGACCAUCAUGGGGAGAGAAUGGUUACAUUAAGUUGGAGAGGAAUGUUGUAGUUGCCAACAAUACUGGUAAGUGUGGAAUUGCAAUGAUGGCAUCCUAUCCUACCAAGAAGGGUCUAAACCCUCCCAACCCUGGUCCUACUCCUCCAUCACCUGUAAAGCCUUCAACUGUUUGUGAUGAAUAUUACUCUUGCUCAACUGGAUCCACAUGUUGUUGCCUCUUUGAGUAUGGAAACUAUUGCUUUGCAUGGGGAUGCUGCCCUGCUCAGUCUGCAACUUGCUGCGACGACGGUUCUAGCUGCUGUCCUCCCGACUACCCCGUCUGUGAUUCUCAAGCCGGAACUUGCCGAUUGACUAAAGAUAAUCCAUUUGGAGUGAAAGCUUUGAAAAGAACACCUGCUACAAGUACUUUGAAGAUGACUCAGAGAAAAGCUGCCAUGAAGAACAACAAUUAGUGAGAAAAGAUGGUGGAAUGGUCAUUGUUGGUUUAGGCACAAAAAGUUUACAAUCUAUCAUGUAUAUACAACGAAGCAUCAUGCUAUUGGAAUAUUGAUCCUUUAUAUAGAUUGUAUAGAUUUACAUAUUCUUGAUUC
Molecule: messenger RNA, 1627 nt
Organism: Vicia villosa (hairy vetch)
Lineage: Eukaryota; Viridiplantae; Streptophyta; Magnoliopsida; Fabales; Fabaceae
Product: cysteine proteinase mucunain-like
Exons: 4
Coding region: 86-1489 (467 amino acids)
Cellular component (GO): lysosome
Molecular function (GO): cysteine-type endopeptidase activity
Source: RefSeq, a predicted model, not a curated record